Malassezia japonica is the source of this 1488-nucleotide messenger RNA. RefSeq lists its product as uncharacterized. The transcript has a single exon. The record is from RefSeq and is a predicted model, not a curated record. NCBI's taxonomy places the organism in Eukaryota, Fungi, Basidiomycota, Malasseziomycetes, Malasseziales, Malasseziaceae. Bases 1 to 1488 code for a protein of 495 amino acids.
AUGUCGAAAGCGUAUGCGGUCCCUGGACCGACGCUUCGUCAUGAAACGAAUGCGACCGUGACUACUGGCUCGAGUGCCGUGAGCUUUGUGCCUACAGACCAGGUGCAGACCGCGGUGAGCAACUAUGGCGACUACAUUGUGAUUGAUACUCUGGUCCCUCCCAGCCGCUACCUGCCUCCCACGCUGUCCGUGGCCAAGCUUGCGGGCCAGAUCCAGACGGACCUGGUGAGUGAGCUGAACCGCCUCGGGCUCGGCAUGGGCUCGCGCGUCGCGUCCAUCGCGCAUCCCCGCAGCAAGGAAGUCGAGGCAGAGCAGUUUGUGCGCACCCCGUCCGGCGACCUGAUCGACCCCGCGCUGAGCUCGACGGGCCACCCCGGCGACUCGCGCCGCGCGCGCCUCGGCGUGCGCUCGCUGCGCGGCGAGCCGCUCCUGACCUACUUCCCGCCGCCCGCCGCGGCCGAGCCGACGUCGGUCGGCGGCCAAGUGACGACGUGCCCGUGCGUGUGCUGCCGGUCGCACUGCGUCGGCGCGGAUCCCCAGACGAAGCGUCUGCCGAUCCUCACGCGCUCACUCGCGGCCGACGAGGCGGGCAACGCGCUGGUCUCCGCGCCGAGCGCCAAGGAGCUCGCGCCGAGCACGUCGGAGCACACUGCGCUCGGCGCGCCCUUCUCCGAGGCCUCGGCGCCGCGCUCGAUCGUGCGCCUGGUCGACGGCAAGCGCGAGGUGCGCAGCGUCGCGCCGCACAAGUCGCUUGGCGACCUGCGUACGACGGCCGCGAUGCAGCAGCCUGUGCCGGCACUGCACGCGUCGCGCCGCCACCUCACGCCCCCCUCGCGCAAGGUCGAGACGUGGGACGAGGAGCCGCGGCCGGCGGCGCGCAUUACCGUGCGCCCGUCGGGUGCCCUGGGCACGGCGCAGAUCCCCGUGAGCCCCGCGCCGCCGACGCGUGCCGAAAAGGGCAUGAGCGUCUUUGCGCCGCUGCAGCUGUCGCAGGACCUCGAGUCGCAGCUUGUGCUUGACGAGAGCUACACGCAGAACCAUAUUUCGCCGCCGCGGGGCGUGCACACGACGCCGCCGCUGUCGAGCCCGUCGUCAUACGCCUCGUCGCGGUACUACCGCGAGACGGACUCGUCGCCCGGCAGUGCGUACUCGGUGGACCCCAGCUCGACGCCGAUUGCGGCGCGGUACAGCCGCUCGACGUCGAACCUCCGCCAAAAGGCGGCCAAGGACCGCGAGCUUCCUCCCCUGCCCCCGAUGCCGACGACGAUCCCCGCGCCGAUCCAGCCGAUCCAGCCGACGUGGGCGCAGCGGUCACAGCCUGCGCAGACGCCCGUCAAGGCGCCGGCGCACUCGACGCCGCCCGUGCAGUACGAGGCGACGAUGGGCAACUUUGGAUACGAGCCCUCGGGCACGUCGCAGGGCACGCGUGUGCGUGUCAUUGCCGGCAACUCGCCCCUGAACCGGAAUGUGGUGCGCGAACGUGCAUAG